This is a messenger RNA of Closterium sp. Naga37s-1, 1721 nucleotides long. Lineage: Eukaryota; Viridiplantae; Streptophyta; Zygnematophyceae; Desmidiales; Closteriaceae. The record is from the annotation of a GenBank genome assembly.
AUGGAAUUCGUCUCGCGGCGACGGCGCAACGGCAUCCGCAGCGCGUUCGCUCGCGGCGGCCGUCACAGCCGCAGUGAUUGCGGCGUGCGGAGUCGAGCCGCAGCAGCUGCUGUGCGCGCUUUUGGGCGAGGUGGGGAAUGUGUGACACCAUGUGUGUUAGCUCAACACGUGGAGCCUGUUUCUCAAGAUGCUCGGGAAUCAGGGUUUAAGAUAGGGGAUGGAGGGGAGGAGAAUUUGCGCGAGAGGGCGGGUGGGUCGCGUGCGGCGGAGGACGGGAAGGGGCUGACGCGGGCGUUUGUUGCAUGCCAGAUGUUGCAGGGGCUGCCACAAGGUGAGGAGGGAGGUGAGGAGGGAGGUGAGGAGGGAGGGGAGGAGGGAGGUGAGGAGGGAGGUGAGGAGGGAGGGGAGGAGGGAGGUGAGGAGGGAGGGGAGGAAGGAGGUGAGGAGGGAGCACCGCCAACCCCAACCCAGACCACAGACGCAGCGGCUGCAGCAGCCUCGCCUCUCCCACUCAGCACUUCGCACUCACAAGCCCUCCCUUCCACUCAAGAGCCACCCAUCACUCCCCUUCAAGCCCUGGAGCGUGCUGUCACAGCCACCCUCUCUGUAUCACUCCCGUUCAUCCUCCUCUCCUCCUCUUCAUCCUCCUCCUCCGCCCCCUCCUCUGUGUCCCUCUCUGCCCUGCGUGCCACGGCUCUUGACCGCCUUCUGCCCUCUGCUGUGGAUGCACUAGUGGGGGUAGAUGACCCGCAGCAGCAGCAGCAGCAGAAUGGUUGUGGGCAGCUGGGGGGAGGCAGUGAGCAGGUUGGCAGCAAGGCAGGCAGUGAGCAGGUUGGCAGCAAGGCAGGCAGUGAGGUUGGCAGCAAGGCAGGCAGUGAGCAGGUUGGCAGCAAGGCAGGCAGUGAGCAGGUUGGCAGCAAGGCAGGCAGUGAGCAGGUUGGCAGCAAGGCAGGCAGUGUCAAAGGACGGUCUCACUCACAAGCGAGCCUCUUCGGUGUGUCGAAGGACGGCCUCAGUCACAAGCGAGCCUCCUUCCUCCUCCAAGCAGCCGUCCCUGCAUGCGACCCCAUUCGCAGGGGCGGCAGUGCUGCUUCGGAAGAGGCAGAGAAGGGUGGAGAGAGGGAUACGGAUGACGAUGGGACAGGACAUGGGGCUGAGAGCGGCUCAUUGCAAGGCCACCAGGACCAGCAGCAGCAGCAGCAGCAGCAGCAGCAGCAGCAGCAGCAGCAGCAGCAGCAGCAGCAGCAGCGGCGGCAGGUGGAGGAAGGUCCGGAGGGUGCAGAAGGAGCAGCGGAGGAAAGAGAGCGAGGGGAGAGGCAGUGGGAGGAGCAGGCGAGGGUGGUGGCAGGGGAGUUGGAGGAGGUGUUGAGGAGGAGUGAGCGGUGGGAGGCGCUGAGCCUGGUGCUCAACACUCUGGAUGAGUUUGGCGUGCAUCUCUCAGAAGCCGUGUGGGACCCACAGAUGUCCUUCCUGCUCUCCUCCACGGCAGUUUCAUCAACCCCCUCGCAUCAUUCCAGUGCUGGCAACGGUGCCAGUACUGCUGCUGCUGCUGCUGCGCCUGCUACUGCAGUAGAUGCGGGAUUUCCUCCCCAAUCAUCAUGGGCCGCUGCUAUACCCGACGUGGACCUCCCCUUUAUCUGCAUUGCGUGGACACAAGGCUUCUCGCACAACAACCCUCAAGGCACGCCCCUUUCUCAUUCUUCAUCCCUGUUUUCUGUGGC